Molecule: messenger RNA, 4499 nt
Organism: Chlorocebus sabaeus (green monkey)
Lineage: Eukaryota; Metazoa; Chordata; Mammalia; Primates; Cercopithecidae
Source: RefSeq, a predicted model, not a curated record
GUCGCCAGGGUGGUAAUAUCUGGUGCAGAGCUUGAGUCUGGCUAGCGAGUCAGGCUCCUGCUAGAUCAGCACCGGAGGUGGAAGACUGGUACGUUUUACAUACUUUGGAAAAAAAAAAAAAAACUUUGCUGAAGGUACUAGAGAAGAGACAGUUCUGCUGACAACCCUUGAGAAAAUAAUUUUGUACCUCCUUAGGAUUAGAAGAGCAGUUCAUUCUUAGUGUCUUCUGAAAUAAAAUUAGCUAGAGUACGCCUAGACAAUUGCUAGCCUGGCUCUGGAGAGAGGGACGAUGGGGACAUUGCAAGAGAGAAGUUCUUUAAACAAGUCUUCCUGAAGUCUGCUUCUUGCUUCUGUUUUAUAGAAGGUAAAGGGAAAGACUGUCUUCUGAAGAUUGAUGUCUAUUUCCUUGAGCUCUUUAAUUUUGUUGCCAAUUUGGAUAAACAUGGCACAAAUCCAGCAGGGAGGUCCAGAUGAAAAAGAAAAGACUACCGCACUGAAAGAUUUAUUAUCUAGGAUAGAUUUGGAUGAACUAAUGAAAAAAGAUGAACCUCCUCUUGAUUUUCCUGAUACCCUGGAAGGAUUUGAAUAUGCUUUUAAUGAAAAGGGACAGUUAAGACACAUAAAAACUGGGGAACCAUUUGUUUUUAACUACCGGGAAGAUUUGCACAGAUGGAACCAGAAAAGAUACGAGGCUCUAGGAGAGAUCAUCACGAAGUAUGUAUAUGAGCUCCUGGAAAAGGAUUGUAAUUUGAAAAAAAUAUCUAUUCCAGUAGAUGCCACUGAGAGUGAACCAAAGAGUUUUAUCUUUAUGAGUGAGGAUGCUUUGACAAACCCACAGAAACUGAUGGUUUUAAUUCAUGGUAGUGGUGUUGUCAGGGCAGGGCAGUGGGCUAGAAGACUUAUUAUAAAUGAAGACCUCGACAGUGGCACACAGAUACCAUUUAUUAAAAGAGCUGUGGCUGAAGGAUAUGGAGUUAUAGUACUAAAUCCCAAUGAAAACUAUAUUGAAGUAGAAAAGCCGAAGAUACAUGUACAGUCAUCAUCUGAUAGUUCAGAUGAACCAGCAGAAAAACGGGAAAGAAAAGAUAAAGUUUCUAAAGAAACAAAGAAGCGACGUGAUUUCUAUGAGAAGUAUCGUAACCCCCAAAGAGAAAAAGAAAUGAUGCAAUUGUAUAUCAGAGAAAAUGGUUCUCCUGAAGAACAUGCAAUCUAUGUUUGGGAUCAUUUCAUAGCUCAGGCUGCUGCUGAGAAUGUGUUUUUUGUUGCUCACAGCUAUGGAGGACUUGCUUUUGUUGAACUGAUGAUUCAACGAGAAGCAGAUGUAAAAAAUAAGGUAACUGCUGUGGCAUUGACAGACUCUGUUCACAAUGUGUGGCAUCAAGAAGCUGGCAAAACGAUUCGAGAAUGGAUGAGAGAGAACUGUUGUAAUUGGGUCUCUAGCUCAGAACCAUUAGACACAUCAGUGGAGUCCAUGCUACCUGAUUGCCCCCGAGUCUCAGCAGGCACCGACCGUCACGAGCUAACUUCCUGGAAGAGCUUCCCGUCUAUUUUCAAAUUCUUUACCGAAGCCUCAGAAGCCAAGAUCAGCUCCCUGAAGCCGGCUGUGACACGCCGCUCGCACCGCAUCAAGCACGAAGAGCUGUAAGAGGAGCGAGCGCAACUGGGGAGGCCACCCUGGCGCACGCACCGGCACCCUCCUCACUGCUUGCGUCGUCGAGCAGACUCCCAGCCCCUCAUUAGAUUGUUUUCUUCCCAGAGCACAGGGUCGUGAUAUGUACAUCUAAAUAGCGUUUUGCAUUAUUUCUAGAUGAGUGCAACUGUCAAAGCAAUAUGGGUUCACUGGUCGUGCUUCCUGCGGGCUGAGCGCUGCCCGUCAGCGCUCAGAUUAAGGCUGACAGCGCCCUGCCUGGCGUGGCUGGCGCGGCUCUAAUUGCCCUGACCGAGCCCGCGCGGGUGCUGCAGGGCGGGCGGCGUCGGCAUGGUCCUAGCGCCCGCUGCAGCGCAGCCGCUGCUGCUUCCACCUCCUUAAUCAUGUCGCCUUUCCCCGCUCUCAACUGGAACAAACUUUUAUUCCCGACUUCAAAUUUCCAUUUUAACUAGGUUUUUCCCUGAGGACAUCUUAUUACCCACCUCUUUUUUUUUUUUUUUUUUUUUUUUAGGAAGUUCCACACACAUGCUCCAAGCCAAUUUCAAAUUCAGAACAGUGCCAUGUAGCUUGGGAGUGCAAAUUGUUCUCUCCCUGUUUUCAUUUCGGGACCAGAAAAAAAAAAAAAGGGAAAACUUUGCAUAAAAAUCUAUAAGUACUGAAUCCGCAUUACUGCUGAAAAUCUUUUUGCCAGCUGUUUGUGAGAGUUUACACAAGUCUCUGAUUUCAGAAGAGACUGUUAAAACCAAAACAAUGAUGGGCAGCUCUUUUAAGUGUAGGUGUAAAAGGUCCCAUUUUCAAUGAAAUUUCCAACUGUUAUCACUGGAAUUGACUUUACUUUUUAAAUAUAUAAUGUGUACUGAGUGGCAUUGUAAUUUAGAUAUAACACACUUAAGUUUUGCUUUUUAAAUCUCUCUGUGGAGAAAGAGUGUUGUUGUUAACCCUUUCCAGAAUGAUGUAUUCUGAGCUUUCUUGGAGUUAGGCACUUCUAGGGAGAGAAUUUUUUUAUUGUCAUCAGGAAACUAAACCUAUGUGCUCUGCAGCCUUUUUCUUCUGAAAGGCUAAGUGGGGCUAAAAUUAUCCUUUUAGUUUUCUGCUUUAACAAUAAGAGAAGGACUUGGUGUGAAAGAAUUUCUUCUCUCAGUCCAAUGGUAUAAUUUUUAGCACUCUGCUUCCUCUGUAGGGUUUAGCCCUACAGUUUGAACAAUUAAGUGUUUUAAUCCAGCUAAGAUGCGGCCAACACUGUGAAAUACAGGAGAUAUUAAGGUUUUGCUGACUUUUAGAUUAAAAUCUUAAAUUUUCACAUUAUUUUUUAAUUACUUGACAAGUUUAAUUACCUAGUAAAGAUUGUUUCUAAUAGAUGAGAACAUGAAUUUAAUAGUUUUCAUCCUUUUUUAAAGUGUAUGCAACAAUUAAUAUGCCUGCCUUAUUUCAGGACAUGAGAAAAUGUACCCAAAAUGACUUAGAACUGUCUAAUGCCUCAGAAAAGUAACUUAAAAUCAACCACUUCGUGCUUAAAUGUUUUUAUAUUAUGAACCGAUUUCAACAAGUUUUAAAGCUGUUAAUAUCUCAUUGCUGUGUUUGACAUACAAGUACAUUCAUUAGUUCUAUAGUUUUAAUGAUGACAAAUUAAAGUGAUCUUUCUUCAGUGGUCAGGUAUGCAUAUAUUUUGGUGUUACUUAAGCAAAAUCAACUAUAUGGGAGGAAAAAUCAAAAUGGCAUUUUAUUCAGCUACUAGAUGGCUUAAAAUGAGUAAACCCCAACAAAGUCAAGCACAUUUAUCUGUGAUAUUGACCCUUUUUAUCCAAUCUUUACUACUUUAGAAGUACUGGUGAACUGUGUAAAAUAAUGGUAUCUUCCAGUGAGAGAUUCAAGAAUAGAUGUGAAUUGAAUAUAUUUUUCAAGGUAUUAUAAAUUGUGUCGUGUUUUCAGUAUAUGAAAAUGUUGACAGGAAACAAUUUUAUAGCAUUUAUAAAAAACCAACACUUCUGCAAUGCUAAAUCUGUGAAGCUUCUGCACCUGAAUUAGAGCAAAAUAAAUAUGCUCAGUUUAUAAACCACAUCACUCCUAUUCCUUCUCUUAAAUCAUCUCUCCUCUUUUUAAACCUUUACUUAUAACUAGAAUAAAUCACUGUUUAAUUGCCUCUAAUACUUUAAAACUACUGGAUGGUUAGGCCUUGUUUAACUAUCUAUAGAGAGCUAUUUGCAAACUUAAGUUGUGUAAAUGUAAUUUCUACUUGUGAAUCUGAGCUGUAGCAGCCCAGAGGGAGCUAGGCAAACUUCCAGACCACCAACUGAUAAGUGAUCAUAUCCUUUGUAAUGCAGGAUUUUUAACCUGUUGAUUAUGGGUUUGUUGAUAUAAAUGUAAUAAUGUUCACCUCGAUUUUCCUGGAGUGACAACCAGCAGUUGGUAGUAGCCCACCUGCAUGAGUGCCGCAAGUGUUAACAAUAUCUUUGCUCUGAUCUUCUUUUCCCCAUUUUUGUUUCCUCAAACAGGUUUUUAGGAGAGUGGAGAUUUAAAGUCAGGAUGUGGACUUUUUAUUUUAAUUAUAUACUUAAUUCUUAGAACAAGUAGAAUGGGAAAGGAGUGACUGAUUAAGAUUCAAAAUAGUCCUGUCGAAACUUAAAGGCCAGAUUAUUGCUUUAGAGCUUUCUGUAGGUACCUAGCCAUCCAGUCGUUAAACAUUUUCAUGGAUAUUUGAAAAGAAGACCAUGUACUUGUAAUAACUGUUCUUUUCUGCCUUUUGCUUUGACCUGGAUUGCAUUAUUGGUUAUUCAAAGAAUAAAAAGGAAAGCACAAGCUUUUCUUGUAUAUUUCCAUUUCCAUUUUAAAAUAAAAACAAUUUUCCCAACAA